ACAGUGCUAAAGUGUCAGCGCGUGCAAAAUAGUAAACAAAGCGGCAUUUUCCCCCAAAAAGUGCAAAAAUCACACGGAAAAGAUGUUCUAUCACAUCUCCCUGGAGCACGAGAUUCUGCUCCAUCCGCGCUACUUUGGGCCUCAACUCCUUGAGACGGUGAAGCAGAAGCUGUAUACGGAAGUGGAGGGAACGUGCACGGGAAAGUACGGAUUCGUGAUAGCCGUGACCACAAUUGACAACAUCGGAUCGGGAAUAAUACAGCCCGGCCAGGGAUUUGUCGUGUAUCCAGUCAAGUACAAAGCAAUCGUUUUCCGGCCGUUCAAGGGAGAAGUGCUGGACGCUGUGGUCACGCAGGUGAAUAAAGUGGGCAUGUUCGCCGAGAUUGGGCCUCUGUCGUGCUUCAUCUCCCACCACUCAAUUCCCGCUGACAUGCAGUUCUGUCCAAAUGGGAAUCCGCCCUGCUACAAGUCCAAGGACGAGGAUGUGGUCAUUGCGGCCGAAGACAAGAUCCGACUCAAGAUUGUGGGCACGAGAGUGGACGCCACGGGAAUUUUCGCCAUCGGCACUCUUAUGGACGACUAUCUGGGCCUGGUGUGCAGCUAGAACAUUCCUCUGGCCGGUUUUGCGUACAAUUUUCUCUAUUUUGUAAUAAAUUAACUCCAUUUACAUCAUUUA
Molecule: messenger RNA, 676 nt
Organism: Phlebotomus argentipes
Lineage: Eukaryota; Metazoa; Arthropoda; Insecta; Diptera; Psychodidae
Gene: Rpb7
Product: DNA-directed RNA polymerase II subunit RPB7
Exons: 4
Coding region: 83-604 (173 amino acids)
Biological process (GO): DNA-templated transcription; transcription initiation at RNA polymerase II promoter; positive regulation of translational initiation
Cellular component (GO): RNA polymerase II, core complex; P-body
Molecular function (GO): single-stranded DNA binding; single-stranded RNA binding; translation initiation factor binding
Source: RefSeq, a predicted model, not a curated record